GUCUUCAUUCUCGUCUCUAUUCUCGUCUCCAAUUUCUCAACCCAAAUAACCUCCAAAUGGCAGACUUAGAGAAGGAAGCAAGAGAGAACUUAGGAGUAAAAGUGGAGUAUGGUCAUUGCCUAAAACCUAUUUUGACAGAGAAUGCAGAUGGGGUUGUGCAAUGGCCCUCCUUCAUUAACCUUUAUCAACAACUUAUUGCUGGGAUCUACUUGGACAAUGGAACUAAGAGGUAUUGGUUUGAUAAGAUCACAAAGAGUAAUUCCUACUAUGUAUAUCCAAAAAGCUUCUCAAUAGCUUGGAUUGAUGAUCCUCGAUACUGGAAAUGGACAAUCGUGGAACACUUCAAUAGGAGAGUUGAAGCGGCUGAGCUGAUAAGGGUAAGUUGGUUUGAUGUGCGUGGGAAGAUCAAGGCAUAUUUUCUCUCACCUGGGAUUACAUAUGAAAUCUAUUAUGAUUUAUUCUUAAGGAGUUCUGCCUCUGGAUGGAAUGAAGCUGUUGUCUUCUCCAUCAAGUUGCCAAAUGGGUUUACAAUUGCGAAAUCUGAAGUCCUACAGAAUAAGCCACGAGAGCAAUGGUUUCAAAUCAAGAUCGGGGAAUUCAAGGUCGACGAUAAAUAUGGUUGUAACAGUGUUGAGGAGUACGAGUAUUCCAUGUUGAACCAUGGAGGGCAUUGGAAGACGGGGUUGAUCGUCAGAGGUGUUGGAAUUCAAGCAAAGCAACCAUCUUUACAAAUAGGUUGCGGAUGCUCGAGUUAAAAAUGAAAUCUCUCUCUCUCACUCUCUCUAUCCUCAGACUACCUACUUGUAUUUUGGUUUAAAUAAAUGAGAGAGGUACACUAGUCUUGUUUUCUAAUGUAAACAACAAGAGUUAUGUAAUAGUAUAAAAAAUGAUAUAUAAUUAUAAAAACUUUUGCUUACAAUA
Molecule: messenger RNA, 921 nt
Organism: Benincasa hispida (wax gourd)
Lineage: Eukaryota; Viridiplantae; Streptophyta; Magnoliopsida; Cucurbitales; Cucurbitaceae
Product: lectin-like
Molecular function (GO): carbohydrate binding
Source: RefSeq, a predicted model, not a curated record